Molecule: messenger RNA, 7057 nt
Organism: Drosophila novamexicana
Lineage: Eukaryota; Metazoa; Arthropoda; Insecta; Diptera; Drosophilidae
Gene: smash
Product: dual specificity protein kinase splA
Exons: 13
Coding region: 1085-5932 (1615 amino acids)
Biological process (GO): regulation of focal adhesion assembly; positive regulation of stress fiber assembly
Cellular component (GO): stress fiber
Molecular function (GO): myosin II head/neck binding
Source: RefSeq, a predicted model, not a curated record
GCAAAGUCGUUUAUCAUUUAACGUAAUCAUUGUCACAUGUAAACGGGAAAACGAGCCAAACGUACACGACAUAUUCGCUACAAGAUGUUGGGAAGAUGAGCAUAGGGGAGACCCAAAUGAAAAGUGCCGAAACAAAAGAAAUCCAUUGGGCAUAGCCUGGUCUCUCUCUGGUCUCUCAACAUCAUCUACAUUUCCAUCUACAACGUACAAUCACUUUCGGCAAUGCGGCAAUGCGAGUGGGUUCAAUGUAUCCCCCCAUCUAUCCGAGAGCGUUCGUGCAGACGCCAAGUUGAAAAUAAUAAUGAUGGUGGUGUUGAUGAUGAUGAUGAUGAUGUGGAUGAGCAAGAAAAAUCAAAAAAGUUGAUGAAGACAGACAGUAAACUAUAAACUACAAACGUUUUUUAGCGACAAUGUUGCUGAAUUGUCCAGCAAACACAAACUACAACAAUCCCAUAUGGCUUAUGCUCAGAUUUUAAUUUUUGAUUAAAGAUUUUUGGCCUUUUGAAGAGUGUGGCAAACAUUGUUUGGGUAUAAACAACGGAUCAAUGUUAAUAUGUUAAAUUUAACUGUAAAUAUGAUUAGGCAACCCAACGAAUACUGCAACAAACCUCCUUAAUCCCCCGCCACUCAACUAGACAAUUUUAAAAGAAAUUUAAAGAUUGACAAUAAUAAAAUUAGCACAAAUUGCUAAUGAAAAUUGACACCUUCGGCAAACAACGAGCCGAACUUGUUGGCCCUGCAUGAUGCGUGGGUGGCAGCAAAUUAGAGAACUGAAUUAUUUUUAUUGAUAUCGACUAUUGAUGAUGAUGAUGAUGAUGAUUUUGUUGCUGUUGACGACGUAAAUGAGGACGAUGAUGAUGUUGACCGAUUGACCAGCACAGAAAGCCACAGAGAGCUGCCAUGUGAGACGAGACAUUGUUUUCAACUCAGCAGCGCCCCCCGUUAAAUAAUAUAACACACACAUACACAUAUCAAGUGUGAAAGAGAAAACGAGAGCGAGGGACAGAGAGAGAGAGAGAGAGCGAUAGAGAACAGACAGUAAGCAAAUAUCCAGAGACAAACGGAGCGUAGCACAAACAGCGCCAUGGAGUCCGAGUCCAUGGAGCAGGAUGUUAUGCUGGACGGCAACGAAGAUCUGAUGUCUACAUCAAACACAUCUACAAAUGGCGGUGCCAGCGACACAAAUGGAUGCGCCAAGAAAACGUCCAUAACAUCGCCCGAUCCAACAUCGUAUGUGGCAAAGGCGCGUGUUACGCGUCCCACGCCCCCGCCACCAUCCAAGAAUCCCAUGCAAUUUGUGCAGAUCAAGCCAUGCAAUUUAUAUCAGACGGCCCAGCAGCAGCUCAAAAAGGCCGAGGAGGUCAAAAAGCUCAAGGAGGUGAAGAAAGAGGAGCCCGAGGAAUGGCAAAAUAACCUUGACAAUUGGAAAUCAUCACGGCGAAAACGUGUCGAACAUAUCAUCGAUCGUGUGGUGGAAACGAAAAAGCUCGAACUGGAGGAGCAUGAUCGCACGCGACGAAAAUCGAAAACAUUUACCGAAAUGAUGGAGGAGCGAGCCGAACGCGGAGGUUCACGCGGACGCGUCAAGUUGGCGUCCCUGGCCGUUUACAACGAGGACGAAGCAAAUGAUUUGAGCGACCUGGGCAUCGGCACCAGCAGCGCCAGCGGCAAAAGCAGCUUAUCAGAGGAUUAUGAUAACAACAGCGUUAUGAGUGACAAUGCCGAUUUGGACAAAGCCAUUGGCGCCGCAGGUGCUGGCAGCAUUGAACAGCAACAGAAUCACAUUAACAGGAACAGGAUUGGCAAUGGCAACGCCUCCAGGCAGAUGGCGAGCACCUCGAAUGCCAGCAAAUUGCAGGCAGUCGGCGAAACAACAGCAGCAGCGGCAGCAGCAGCCACACGGGAGUACAUCUCGUCGCCUGGCUAUGACACCUCGUCGAGCACAGCGCCCGCCAGCUCACCGGAUCCCUGCGAGUACACCUACGAGGGCGCCAUACAGGACUACAAGCAGCGGGUGCAGCGUGCAAGCAGCAAUGGCAAAAUCUGCAAUAACAAUGCAGCUGGAAAUAGCGAAACCAUUGCGUAUCCGACACGACGUGGCAGCAAGAUUGAGGAUCGUUUGAGCGGCUUCGAGGUCACCUCGCCCAGCGACACACAGGAGGGUGUCGAGAAGCAAAAGGUGGAUGUGCCCAAAGUGGACAUAUCGAAACGCAAAGAGAUCUUCGAGCAGCGCGACACUGAGCCAAAGCCAAUGCUGUCCAAUGGUGCAGCACCCAAACUGGUGCUGCGCGAGCGUCUCACCAACGGCAAUGGAGCCGCGGCACCAACACUGGCGCCCGCAGCCAAACAGGAGGUGAAGCGCCUGUCGGGCGACAUAUGCAGCAUACGCGAUCGCAUGCAGAGCCUGGAGCAGCAGCGCAAUGCAUUCAACUCCAGCAAGAGCGUGGAUGUGCCAGUGCCGCCGCUGAAGCAGCGCCUGAAUAGCCUGCAGCAUGCCGUUACCAAAGAGGAGGAACUGCAGCAGAAGAAGCCCCCGCUGGUGGCUCUCAUCGAUGCCAGGCAGCUGGAAAUUAUGCGCGGCGAAGAGCAGCGCAUGCGUCAGCAGCAACAGCAGCAGCAGCAGCAGAAGGAACAGCAGGAGCAGCAAAAGGUGACAGCGCCGCCAGCGCUGAUUGUGGAAGAGGCGCCGUUGGCAGCGCACGAUGACAGCGGCAUACAGGCGGACAACAAUGAGGAGCUGCUCAAGGAGCAGCAGCAGCAGCAGCAACAAUUAAACGAGGCCAUUGCCGCGCUGGCGCUUGAGGAGCGUCAGCUGGAGGAGGCCGCCAAUGCGGUCAAUCAAAUUGAAGCCGAAUUUGAUGAGCUUACCGAUCUGCAUCCAUCCGCUCUGCCAGCUGCCCAACAACAUGCACCAAAAGCAGCAGCAGCAGGAGCAGCUAAAGCAGCAACACCAGCACCAACAGCAACAUCUGCAACAACAGCAACCACUCAGCCAGCGCCGGCAGCGACACGGGACAUGGAAUUUAGUAUCAACGAAGCUCUUGAUUUGGCGCUGGAAGCUAUUGACAGGGAGGUCAGCAGCGCGCAGGACGAGAUGGAGCAGGAGCUAGAGGAAGGGACGAAGGCGGAGCAACAAAAUAUUGAAAACGAUGAUGAUGAGUUGAAGGGGCCGAAGGAGAUGGAACUAGAAACUAUAAAGCCAAGUUCGGGAGAGAAGGAGUCAACAACAAAUGUCGCAAUGCCAAAUAAAACGGAUGAACAGAAAACGGAAGAGGAGCAGGAAAAACAGGAUAUUAUGGAACAACUGGCAAUCGAUAGAACGGAGCCCAUCUAUGAGAACAUCAGCUCGACUAUAUCUAUGCAACAAGUAGAUAAUGAACAGACAGCAAUCACGAUGUUGAUUCGACGGAGCCACAGAAGAAGCAUUCCAAAUAAAAGCAACAAUAACAAUAACAAUAAUAAUAACGAGCAUAAUCAAACUAACAAUAAUAGCAACUGCAACAACAACAAUCAAAUCGACACAACAACAACAACAACUACAAUGACAACAGCGACAACAGCCGCCGACUUGGAGCCGUAUUACCAGGUGCCCAAGGCAACGGAACCCUAUUACGAUGCACCUAAACAUCUGCGUCCGAUACCCGUCUACGAGAACAUUGACAUCUUCUACACGGGCCUGGAACUGGGCUCCAGUGUCACGAGCCUGGCGUCCGCACUGGAACCGCCCAAGGAGAAGCCGCCGCCGCCACCCACAGAGCCACCCACAGAAGAUGCCAACCCCGAUGACGAUGAGCUGGACGCCGGCACCUGGUCGUCGGACAACACAUACGAGACCAUUUCUAGCAGCACGCGCCGUCAGCUAGGUCAGAGUCCGAGUCAGGCAGGUCAGGGCACGCCCAUGGCACAACAACCCUUAUCGCCGCCCAUCAAGCGCAUGAACUCGACGAAGCGCAUCAAGAAGGAGCUGCGCAACAAGCGCUCCAGUUUCCUGGGCAUCGAGACAGAUGCCGAUCUCGAUGAUAUGGACAGCUAUUUGGAGCUGACGGUAGCCCCGCCGCCGGACAUGGCCCAGCUGCUGCAGGAGGAACGACGCCUCGAGAAGCAGCUGUACAUCAAGGCGGGUCUCUGUGACAGCUCGGAUACAGGUGAAAGCCGCGACUCAGGUGUCUCAGAGAAUCAUUCGCGCCAGAGCAGCGAGCACUAUACGAACUCCUCGGAGGAGAACGACACCCCAUCAGAGGCAACGCCACCGCCAAUGCCGCCGCCGCCGACGCAGCAGGCGCUGGGCUCGUCGCAGCUCGGUGAGAUCAUCUACCAGAACGAGACGCUGCUGGCUGCGCAGACGCCGCUGCUGCAGACGGUGAAGGGCAACUCGGCGGAAUCGUGGACGGAAUCUGCAACGGCGGCAGCGGCCGCCACCCAAUCGCUGAGCGAGGCAACCGCCACGGCCAAUGCAAAGAUGCUGUCCAUUGAGGAGAAGAUACGGGAACAGGGCGAAGUGCUGCGCGUGGAGCGGGAGCUGCUGCAGUUUUCGCAGGAGGAGCUGAAGCGACAGCGCGAGAAUCUGCUGCUGCGCGAGAAUUUGGCGCGCCGCGAGCUGCAACAUGGCGCCAAGAUGCUCUUGUCCAACAACCGACGCUCACUUCAGGAUCUGCACCAUGGCCUGGGCAUUGGCAAUGGCAUGCUGAGCGCCUUUCAGCCGCCACAGCCGCAGCUGCCGCCAGCGCCGGCGCAGCAGAUUUAUGCGAACGUGCCACAGCAGCAGCUGCAGCAGCAGCAGCAGCAACAGCAGCGGGCAGUGCCGCCGCCUGCAGCCCUUGCACAUUAUCACUACCAGCAGAUGGACACCGACUAUCGCAAGUCCAUGUCGGAUCUGAAUGAAUUCUCCAAGCGUCUCAUGCUGCCCCCGACGCCGCCCACAAAACCCUUGCGCGCCAUGCACCUGACUACCAAUGGCCACGGCCUGGAGCCGGACUAUGCGAUCAGCGCGCGCCAGCGCAGCGGUUACGGCGGCUCUCUUGUCAAGAUUGCGGGCACGCCGCUGCCACCAGCAGCAGCAGCAGCAGCUGCAGUAUCGGCAACAGCUGCGCCUGCCCCGCGUCACACGGCAAAUCUGGCGGCCGCCUAUCAUCACCAGUCGGCGCAGAAUCUGAGCAACAUGUCGCGCAACACGCUGCUGGCACUAAGUGCCACGCCCAAGCCCAAGUACACCGAUGGCUGGGUGCAGGUGCAGCAGCAACAGCAGCAGCACCAUCUGGCCAACGAUGCCGCCUGGCUGCAGAAACGCAAGUCCAUGCCGGACUACAAUGGGGCACUCUAUAACAACGGCCAUACCAAUCACUGGCUGCUGCAGGAGGCCGAGCAUCGCCGCCUGCUCGAACAACAGCAGCAGCAGCAGCAUCAGCUGAACAGGCGCUCCAUGCCCGCGCCUACAUCGAAUGGCAAGCCGCUGCCCGAUUCCAUCAUACAAACGCUCACCGAGCGGGUCCAGAGCAAAGGCAUUGGCGAACGCAAGCGCUUCGAGGGCAAUGGCACCUACAGUCAGUUGAAUAACAAUGGGCUUGGCCUGAAACCGCUUACCAACCACAACAGCAACAACAACAUCAUUAACAACAACAACAACAGCAGCAACAACAACAACAACAGCAGCAACAACAGCAGCAACAACGCUGCCAGCAGCAAUCAGGAGAAGGUGCUCAGCGUUAGUGGCAAGAAGAAGUGUUCGCAUUGCGGCGACGAAUUAGGUCGCGGAGCUGCCAUGAUAAUUGAAUCCUUGCUGCUGUUCUAUCACAUCAACUGCUUCAAGUGCUGCGUGUGCCACGUGCAACUCGGGGACGGACUGAAUGGCACAGAUGUCCGUGUACGGAACCACAAGCUCCACUGCCAGAACUGUUAUUCCAGCGACGACGGCAUCAAAUUCAGCUGCGUCUAGGCUCGCUUGGGGGACCAAAGGAGGAUGCCACACUUGUUGUCGUAUUUUAUUUGUUACAACUUGCGAUUGUUGUUGUUGUACUAAUAUACAUACAUAUAUAUAUAUAUAUAUAUAUAUAUACAUACACAUGCAUACAGUACAUAUAAAGUAUAUGUUAAAUGUUGAAGCUUAAGCCUAAAGUCAAUUUAUAUAUAUAUGAAUAUGAAGUGUUUGUCAGCUAAAUGUUUAUCAUCGAAUGCGAAUUAUCGUUCAAUUUUGCAAUUUUGCAUUAUAUUGAUAGUGUUUUUUGAUUCAGAUUUUAACUUUUUAUAUAUAUUAUAUAUGUAUACAUGCAAGCGAUUACGAUAUGUGGUAUAUAUACGCAUACAAGCCAAGCUCUCUCGCUCUGAUGUUUUUUGCCAAGUCAAAGUCAAAUUCAAAUAUAUAGAUGCAUAUAUUAAAUGUGUGUUAAGAUGAAAAAAUGUCUAUGAAUAUUGUUAAAUUUCUGCUUCUUUUUUUGAAUAUUGUACAUUUGCCUACAUUUACAUACGCAUACAUACAUAUAUAUAUACAUAUAUACGGAUUUAUGUUUCGUUUAGAAACAAGCAAGAAACAUUUUAAUUGUAAAUUAUUUAGAGCUCUUGCUGAAUUGCCUAUUCGUAGAAGAGUUUGAAUCAUUUAAACGAUACAAUUUUAAUUAAUUCACCAACCAAUUUGUUAACAAACUUUGAAGACUUGCAGCAACACGCCCAGCUCCUAAAAACCUUCACGACGUACCCAAUGUACCUAAAAUCAUAUAGUGCAUAAAAAUACAUACAUACACACAAGCAUACACUAACAAAUAUACAUAUCUGCAUAAAUGAAGCGAUUUAAAUUCUAAUUGUCGUUAUUAUUUGUAUAACAUGAAGCAUAAACAAAUAAUUGUAUUUAAUAUAUUUGUAUUUUCUUAUUCUUAUUUAUUGUAAUUAAGCAUAAGCGUCAAAAUGCAUUGAAUGUUGUUCACAUUUCUGAAUGUUUUCAACAUCAUUCAAUCUGAGUUUUAUGCGCAUUUCAUUUGAAUACAAAUUUGAACAUUAAUGCGGUAUGCGAAAAACUUUUUUUCUGUAAAAAGGCAGCUGGAAUUUCGUUUAGUUUUAAAUAAAAUAU